GUAGGGGGGCUGUUUCACUCAGAGGCAAACAUAGUACAUUAGAACAACGAAAUUAGCUUAAUUGAAGUAUUGCAGUGAACUUGUGGUAACUUCUUGUCAGUCUACUGGAGGCUCAGACGGUUGACGCUACCUGUCGAAGCUAACGUUAUAACGUCAUUUCCCUUCAUCCUAUGUUAACCACGGUUAAACUUGAGUGGUGUAGCUUAGCUAAGUGUUGAACCCCAGCUCGCACAGCCGUGGACUGGUAUUAUAUAUGUUCAUAUAGUGGGCAUUUAUUGAUUCUCCGUCUGAGCAGCAGUGAUCAGGGUUAAUUUACGGAGGUGGUGGACGUGACGCUAAAUUUAAAGAAACAGACAGCCGGAGGGGGUUGCCCUGAGUACAGCUCUAAGCUAGCAGGCUAACACGCGCCCAAGGAAAGCUUUGCAAAUUUGUUCAUUCAGUCUUCGUCUGACCGCAAAAUCCCGUGAGACUGAGCCCUCCAUCGGUGUAAGAGAGCUCUGUCCACCGUCCCAUGCUCUCUGCGUGGAUGGGAUAUAGUUAGCCGGUGGAGCGAAGAGGCAGCCAGCCAGCAGUCCUGUUCAACAUGGAGGAUGAAGAGGUUGCAGAGAGCUGGGAGGAGGCAGCGGACAGCGGGGAAAUCGAGAGAAGACUUGAAGCGAAGCUUAAAAUAAAUCAGGAAGCAAAGAAAGCCAGUUUGAAAUCUGGUGGUUCACCUGUGCGAACAGCCAUUGUAAUCCAGGAUGACUCGCUGCCUGCAGCGCCCCCACCACAAAUUCGAAUUUUAAAGCGUCCUACCAAUAACGGUACCACAGGAAACCCUGCAUCCUCGUCUCGUCCCUCUCAGCAGAUGAAGUCUUUGGCCCAGCGUGAGGCAGAGUAUGCAGAAGCAAGACGAAGGAUCUUGGGUAGUGCUUCUUCAGAAGAAACGCCUCAGGACAACCCAUCCCAGGACAGGACAGUUCGUACGAGUACGCAGCAACCAUUAGAACCAGUUCGUCCAAACAAUCACGUGAUCCGCCAGCCCACUGGCCCAGACGGCACCUCAGGCUUCCGACUCUGCAGAUAAACAGGAGCUGCAAGGAAAUGGCUGCCUCGCUGAGGAGGCGUGAAAGGUGGCAGUAAAAGGGGUUGUUUGUAGUAUGAAGAGCAGAGUGGUGGGAUGACAGACUUUAGAAAAUUUGACAGACAUUAGAAAUAUGAAGCUGUAGCAUGGAUUUAGAUGAACUCCUCCACCCUCUCUCUACUCUGCUUACUGGUGUGGUCUUUGCCUCUUGCCUUGUCUUUUCCCUCAGUGGAACCUUGCAAGGGGCUGGCAGAGAUCAUCCAAAGAUCUGAAACCCCUUCUGUUCCACACCGUGAACAGGCGUUUGCCUCACAUCCCUACACACUGUGAUACUCUGAUGUACCAUGAGGUGCCCUAUGAUUUUCAGUCUGAUUGGCCAGCCGAGUGCCAGGGCAUCAGGUGUCUGUCUCCUCAGGGAGAAAAAGAAGAGCUUGUGAAUCUGUGAGAAUUCCCCAGAGACAUGCAAGCAAACGAGCUGGCCUUUCCACCGAUGGAGAGUGGAUCUUGGCUAGGUGUCCACCGGGAGGCUGGCCUUUGUUUGUUGUGUUCAGUGGAAAUACAGUGCUGGGAGUUUAUUGUGUGUACAACAGAUUUAUGGGAGGUGAUAAAAGUUGUACUGAUUGAGCCUUCUGAGUUAAAGUGCACUGUGCCCAAUAAUGUGUUUCAAUACUGUAGUAGACAGUGGUGGCAGUGGCCCAGACCAGAACUCUCUACAGUCCACAGGCCUCUGUUUGGCUCUGGUGGCUGCAAGAGAAAUGCCCGGUGGGCACACAGCCUGUGGCCAAAGAUGACAUGGUAGAUGCAAAGGACGUUGUCACUAAAUCUAAGCUUUUUCGAGCAAUAAUAAAGAAAUGACUCCCUGGAUUUUUUUUAGACAUAUUGCUGUGUUUUGUUUUACAAAUUUUUACAUUGUUUCUUUUUCUCAAACAUAGUAUGUUUAAGUCAGGAGAUCAGUAGUGUGUAAGAGACUAGAUUCUAUAGUCUGCAUCGGAAAUUUUAUUGGUAGUGUCAUAUAGAAUUUUAUUGAAUUUGCAAACAUCAAGAAUUGAAAGCCUAAAGUUAUUGUGCAUAAAUUUCCCUGUGUGUGUUGCCUUGCUGUUUCUAAUCAGAAUACCUACGUUGGAACUUCUCUUACAGCCAGCUGCACUGCAUCUGUUUGGAAAAGCUAAUUUUGGUGUGUUUUUGCACCAGCUGCAGUAUGUUGACCAAUAGCGUGCUAUUAAAAUGAUGGUUUGUAAGUUAGUUAGAAGUAACUGUUUCAUGUCCAGCGCGGUGGAGGAUAUAAUCUGUUGUUUCAUGUUGGCAAAUAUUCUGCCAGGGUCAGGGAAAUUUGUGAUGAAAAUUAUAUAAAAUAAUACUGGAAAAGCUUUUAAUCGAUGGCCUCUAGAACGAAGCCACUCUCCACUGCCUGGUUUUGAUGAAUGUCUUGUGCAUUUUUUUCAGUAUUGUCUCUUUGUCUGCCACCAAUUGAAAACAGGAGUUUGCAAACCAUAAAAUCAGUAAUAUAAUCAAG
Molecule: messenger RNA, 2576 nt
Organism: Acanthochromis polyacanthus (spiny chromis)
Lineage: Eukaryota; Metazoa; Chordata; Actinopteri; Pomacentridae
Product: SUZ domain-containing protein 1-like
Exons: 4
Coding region: 584-1066 (160 amino acids)
Source: RefSeq, a predicted model, not a curated record